UUGUAAAGAAGAGCACAGGUGUGAGAAGGAGGCGCCUUGGUCCUCUUCCUGAUUCUAAGGAAAAGCUCCUGCUCUGGGAUCCCUUAGCCGGACCCCCAAGCGAUGGCUGGUCCCUUCUCCCGUCUGUCUGCACGCCCAGGACUCAGGCUCCUGGCUUUGGCCGGAGCUGGGUCUCUAGCCGCUGGUUUUCUGCUCCGCCCGGAACCUGUACGAGCCGCUAGUGAACGACGGAGGCUGUAUCCCCCGAGCGCUGAGUACCCAGACCUCCGAAAGCACAACAACUGCAUGGCCAGUCACCUGACCCCAGCAGUCUAUGCACGGCUCUGCGACAAGACCACACCCACUGGUUGGACUCUAGAUCAGUGUAUCCAGACUGGCGUGGACAACCCUGGCCACCCCUUCAUCAAGACUGUGGGCAUGGUGGCUGGAGAUGAGGAGACCUAUGAGGUAUUUGCUGACCUUUUUGAUCCAGUGAUCCAAGAACGACACAAUGGAUAUGAUCCCCGGAUAAUGAAGCACACCACUGAUCUGGAUGCUAGUAAGAUCCGUUCUGGCUACUUUGAUGAGAGGUAUGUAUUGUCAUCAAGAGUCAGAACUGGUCGAAGUAUCCGAGGACUCAGUCUGCCUCCAGCCUGCACUCGGGCAGAGCGAAGAGAGGUGGAACGUGUUGUGGUGGAUGCACUGAGUGGCCUGAAGGGUGAUCUGGCUGGACGUUACUACAGGCUUAGUGAGAUGACAGAGGCCGAGCAGCAGCAGCUUAUUGACGACCACUUUCUAUUUGAUAAGCCUGUGUCCCCUUUGCUGACUGCAGCAGGAAUGGCUCGAGACUGGCCAGAUGCCCGUGGAAUCUGGCACAACAAUGAGAAGAGCUUCUUGAUCUGGGUGAAUGAAGAGGAUCAUACCAGGGUCAUCUCCAUGGAGAAGGGUGGCAACAUGAAGAGAGUGUUUGAAAGAUUCUGCCGAGGCCUUAAAGAGGUGGAGCGGCUAAUCCAAGAGCGUGGCUGGGAGUUCAUGUGGAAUGAGCGUUUGGGAUACAUCUUGACCUGUCCAUCUAACCUGGGCACUGGACUUCGGGCAGGAGUGCACAUCAAACUGCCCCUGCUAAGCAAAGAUAGCCGCUUCCCAAAGAUCCUGGAGAAUCUAAGACUACAAAAGCGUGGCACUGGAGGAGUGGACACUGCUGCCACUGGCAGUGUCUUUGACAUCUCUAAUUUGGACCGACUGGGCAAGUCAGAGGUGGAGCUGGUACAACUGGUCAUCGAUGGAGUAAACUAUUUGAUUGACUGUGAACGGCGUCUGGAGAGAGGCCAGGAUAUACGCAUCCCUGCACCUCUCACCCACAGCAAGCAUUAAGUCCCCAUCACCAGCAGAUGACUCAACAGCCCCAGCACUUCUGCCCAUUCUAAUGGUGGCCCUUUCUACUUGUCCUGGACAUGCCCCACUCCACCCCCCUGCCUCCAUCUUAGUAAAGCCUCCUUGCUAUGCU
Messenger RNA from Otolemur garnettii (small-eared galago), 1486 nucleotides. It is a transcript of the gene CKMT1A, whose product is annotated as creatine kinase, mitochondrial 1A. The record is from RefSeq and is a predicted model, not a curated record. Gene Ontology annotation, molecular function: creatine kinase activity. Gene Ontology annotation, cellular component: mitochondrion. NCBI's taxonomy places the organism in Eukaryota, Metazoa, Chordata, Mammalia, Primates, Galagidae. The transcript is spliced from 10 exons. Bases 103 to 1353 code for a protein of 416 amino acids. Gene Ontology annotation, biological process: phosphocreatine biosynthetic process.